AGCUAUAAACGUCGAUAAUGGUGUUGUGAAACAAAAUGGGAUAAUAAAUAAAAAAAAACCAAACAAAUCUAUUAAUGUAAAAAAAUUGUAUACGUUUAGUCGCUUCGUGGUAGUAGUAGAAACUGCAAAAUGAAAUUCCGUUUCUGCGGCGAAGGCGAUUGCCCCGAUUGGGUUUUAGCUGAAAUUAUUUCUACGCUGUCCCACUUAACUAUAGAAAACCUGGAACAAUUAACAGAUCUUGUGGCAAAACGCAUCUGCGAAAAACCAUUUGAGGAAUCGAAAAUUAAAUCACUGACUUCCUCGUUAACAAACGAGGGUAAAACUGCCGUGGCCUGUAUACACUUUUUGCUGAUCAAUGCGGCACGGUAUAAUUGCACUGAAAAUAUAUUUGGCGAGGAAAUACAACAAUUGGGGCUCCCUAAAGAUCAUGCCGGAGCCAUGUGUCAGGUACUUAAGGAACAUUCGCCUGCUAUAAGACAGCAAUUAAUAAAAAAGUCCUUUAAAAUUAAUGAACUUGAGAGUAUAAGGGACGUGACCUCUCCAGAUGAAACGCCACCGAAUUGUGCAACUUUGGAACUUAAAAUCUCGCAAGAAUUGGUUGAUGACUUACCACAAGAUACAACUCACGUUGUUAAUAUUGAACUAUCGCACCUAAAGGCUCUGCUUUCAGAGUUAAAAACGGCUAGGGCCAUUAUGGAGAAAUAUGAAAAUAAGGAACCACCAACAUAGAUAUCUAACAUAGAUGACCUAAUAUGUACAUAUAUUAUAUUGACGAUUACAUUCCGUCAAUUUCGCAACAGAAAUGUCCGAUUAAUCCAAAGAAUGCUUUAACACUUUAA
This is a messenger RNA of Drosophila willistoni, 839 nucleotides long. RefSeq names its product COMM domain-containing protein 4. The transcript has 4 exons. The record is from RefSeq and is a predicted model, not a curated record. The coding region runs from base 130 to 729 and encodes 199 amino acids. NCBI's taxonomy places the organism in Eukaryota, Metazoa, Arthropoda, Insecta, Diptera, Drosophilidae.